Molecule: messenger RNA, 495 nt
Organism: Schistocerca nitens (vagrant locust)
Lineage: Eukaryota; Metazoa; Arthropoda; Insecta; Orthoptera; Acrididae
Product: glutathione S-transferase D6-like
Exons: 4
Coding region: 1-495 (164 amino acids)
Biological process (GO): glutathione metabolic process
Molecular function (GO): glutathione transferase activity
Source: RefSeq, a predicted model, not a curated record
AUGAUAGGUCCGCGUUCUCUAGCCAAGAUCCUGGUACAUGGUAAUGGCCAUGCCAUUGCAAUGUAUCUGACAUCAAAAUACGGGAAGGACGAUUCUCUAUACCCAAGGGAGCCUCAAAAGCGAGCUCUUGUUGAUCAGAAGUUGUUUUUUGACUUUGAUAUUUAUGGAGCUGUGGAAAAUAUCUGGGUUUCAGUUAUGUCUGGAAAACCACCAGGACAGACACAUGUGGAUAAAAUAAACGAUGGGCUAGAAACUUGGAACAAAAUGCUUGAAGGAAAUCAAUGGCUCGCCGGGGAGGAUGUGACUCUGGCUGAUUACUCUGCUGCUGUAGUCGUGACAACAACUCAGGUUAUUCCAAAAACGGAAUUUAAUCCAUACAAGUACAAAAAUACAGCUGAGUGGCUUUCACGAAUUGAGAGUUGUAAUCAAACAUAUGUAGAAGAGGUGAAAGUGUUCCGUGAAGCCAUGCAAGCUUUUCUAGAAAAGCCUAAAUAA